AUGGGAGAAACGAAAGAAAUUGAAAGAUCAGUACAAAUGCGUUUAUAUGCAUUGCAUAAACGUCAAUUCGUAGCUGUUUUUGUUCUCUUUUUUAUCUGUUUAUUUAUUACUAUUUUAAUUGGUAUUGCUGGUCCUUCUAUAAUUCAAUCGAGUGACUAUAAACCAGAAGAUCAACAAAAACAAAUAUCUGGUCCUUAUAAACUUGAAUCGGGCAAACUUGAUAAAUCCUAUCAACGUCUUUGGUUAACUAUGAAAACAACAACUGAUAUCAGUGAUGAUUUUCAUCAAUCAGUCAUCGUCAAUAUUUCUAUGAGUAACCCGCCUCCAUCAACAAAUUCACAAACCUACGAACGUCAACGAACCAUCCAUUGUCAAAAACAAUAA
Molecule: messenger RNA, 384 nt
Organism: Rotaria sp. Silwood2
Lineage: Eukaryota; Metazoa; Rotifera; Eurotatoria; Philodinida; Philodinidae
Source: the annotation of a GenBank genome assembly